Molecule: messenger RNA, 2965 nt
Organism: Anolis sagrei ordinatus
Lineage: Eukaryota; Metazoa; Chordata; Lepidosauria; Squamata; Anolidae
Gene: HHIPL1
Product: HHIP like 1
Cellular component (GO): membrane
Source: RefSeq, a predicted model, not a curated record
CCUUCCCAACCUUUAAGGGCUUGGAGGGGCUUGGGGAAGCUCUUUGGACCUCCAAUGCUUGAAAGCCUUCCCAUCAGGGCGCAGCCAGGCACUCCUUCCAAGAAGAAGAGCUGCAGCUGCUGCAGCGGUGAAGGGGCCCUUUGGGGAAAGAGAAGGGGGGGAUGCCCACAGCCAUCCCUUAGCCGGGCAGGAGACAAGCAAGCAGCAUGCUGAAGCCCUGGAGAGGGCCACCUGGGCUCAAGGCGCUCCGGCUGCUGCUCCUGCCGCUGCUGCUCUGGGCGCCUCCGUCGCGGUCGCACCCGCAGUGCCUGGACUUCAAGCCGCCCUUCAAGCCCUCGCGGCCGCUGGCCUUCUGCGUCCAGUACUCGGACUUCGGCUGCUGCGAGGCGGAGCGCGACGCCGCCCUACUACGCCGCUACUACAGCGUCAGCGCACACCUGGACCAGGGCGCCUACGCCGCCUGCGCCGCCCACCUGCAGAACCUCCUCUGCCAGGAAUGCUCCCCCUAUGCUGCUCACCUUUAUGAUGCUGAAGACCCUUCUACUCCAGAGAGGACUCUGCCAGGACUUUGUCGAGAUUACUGCACACAAGUGUGGCAAAACUGCAGGUCCAUGUUCCGCCAUCUAACUUCUGAUGAAGAAUUGCUAUCCCUGGAAAACAAUCAGGCAAAGUUCUGCCGCUAUUUGUCUUUGGAUGAUACUGACUACUGUUUCCCUCACUUACUUGCCAAUGAAAACCUUAAUCAAAACCUUGGUGUGGUGACCGCUGAUUCAGAAGGAUGCCUACAGUUAUGCUUAAUGGAGGUUGCCAAUGGGCUUAGGAAUCCGGUGGCCAUGGUACACGCUAAUGACGGGACUCACAGAUUCUUCAUUGCCGAGCAGGUUGGCUUAGUUUGGACCUACCUUCCAGAUCGGUCACGCCUCGAAAAGCCCUUUUUGAACAUCAGCGAAGCUGUUCUUACCUCACCUUGGGAAGGAGAUGAGAGAGGUUUUCUAGGUAUUGUCUUCCAUCCUAAAUUCAGAUUUAAUGGUAAAGUGUAUGUCUACUAUUCAAUUGAAGUUCAGUAUGAAGAGAGAAUCCGAAUCAGUGAGUUCAGAAUUUCUUCUGGUGACAUGAAUUCUGUGGAUCAUGGUUCUGAAAGGAUAAUUCUGGAGUUAGAUGAACCAGCUUCUAAUCACAAUGGAGGAGAAGUACUCUUUGGAGAUGAUGGCUAUCUUUAUAUCUUCACUGGAGAUGGAGGGAUGGCUGGUGACCCUUUUGGGUCAUUUGGAAAUGCUCAAAACAAGUCAACUCUGCUGGGAAAAGUGCUCCGGAUCAACGUGGACAACAAUGACCAUGGUCCUCUAUAUCAAAUCCCACCUGACAACCCUUUUAUCAACGAGCCACAAGCCCGCCCUGAAGUCUAUGCUUAUGGGGCAAGGAAUAUGUGGCGCUGCUCUUUCGAUAGGGGUGACCCCUACACAAAGGAAGGAAAAGGGCGACUUUUCUGCGGUGACGUGGGGCAGAAUAAAUUUGAGGAAAUUGACAUCGUGGAAAAAGGGAAAAAUUAUGGCUGGAGAGCAAGAGAGGGUUUCAGCUGUUAUGACAAAAAGCUUUGCAUGAAUUCCUCACUAGAUGAUGUGCUCCCGAUAUAUGCUUACCCACACAAAAUGGGGAAAUCGGUUACAGGCGGAUAUGUCUAUCGAGGAUGUGAGUUUCCUAACCUAAAUGGGCUGUACAUAUUUGGUGAUUUUAUGAGUGGGCGCCUCAUGUCUUUGAAAGAGAACCGUGCAACCGGGGAAUGGCAGUACAAUGAAAUAUGCAUGGGAAAAGGUCAAACUUGCAUGUUUCCUGGAUUUAUCAAUAAUUACUAUCAAUACAUCAUCUCUUUUGCUGAAGAUGAGGCAGGGGAACUUUAUUUCAUGUCCACUGGACUGCCAAGUGCCACUGCACCAAAUGGGGUAGUUUACAAAAUCAUUGACACUUCACGGAGAGCACCGCCUGGGAAAUGCCGUGUUGAACCCCUACCAGUAAAAGUGAAAAGCCGUCUCAUAAAGUUUGUUCCAAAGGAAAAGCUUAUAGUGAAAACGCCAACACAGCGUCCUAAAGUGAAAGCCACAACCAGAGCCCCAACAAGGAGCAGAGCGACUGCAGAACCACCACGGGCCUCAUCUCCAGAUUGGUUGGAAGAACUCUUGACCCUUUUAAGAAAUCAGGACAGAGCACAGAUGACUACAGUCGCCCCUAAAACCCCAAAGCCCAGGAAAGGAGGAAGGACAGGGAGAAGAAGAGGGCAGAGAAGGAGAAACAGACCUACCAGUGUUCCCUCUCAGCCAAGGAAUGGAGCCGUCCGACUUAUGAACGGCAACACAAAAGGGAGAGACCGUGGGAGGGUUGAAAUUUUUAUCAAUGGAGAGUGGGGCACUGUGUGUGAUGACUUGUGGACCUCAAAAGCUGCUGCAGUUGUUUGCCGCCAGCUGGGCUAUGCUUUUGUCAUCCGAGCAACCAAGAAAGCGGAGUUUGGGGAGGGGCGUUCGCUUCCUAUUCUCCUUGAUGACGUCCAGUGCACCGGGCGCGAGAAGACCCUCUUGGAUUGCAGUCAUGCCAAUGUCGGAAAGCACAAUUGCUCCCACAAAGAGGAUGCUGGAGUGAUAUGUAGCCAUGAGGAUGUGUUUGAAAGUGAACAGUAGAAUGAAUUGAAGCACAGGAUGACACCUUGCCUUGUUCCUUCCUGUUCAAAGAAAACCCACUGUUGUUUGAUAUGAGUGUCAUACUGAAUUAACACAUAGCAAUUUAGGCAUCUUAACAUAUGUGCAUCAAAAGAACAAAAUGGAUAUACUUUACCUGAAAUGACUACACCUGUGGUCAAUGUAAAUUUGCCAUUUUAGAAAAGAAUACAUAAAUAAUAUCUUUUUUAUUCAUUUUCUAUUAAAAUAAGAGAGUGAUCUGGUUGGAGUCCUUGGAAUAAAAAUGAAACACUGGGAAA